AUGGAGACCCCCGCGAGCCUCUCCAAUAGUGCCGCCGCGGCGACGAUCAUCCAGCGGGCUUUUCGCAUCGCCCAGAGGCGCAUAGCCUCGGACCAGGCGGACCUCGCGGCCAUCCUCAACUCGCUCGAGGAGGCCGAGGAGCACCGGAUAAACGCGAGGACCGGCGUGAUGAGCCGCGUGGGGAAGAACCUGGAGUCCAUCGGCGCGGGCUUCGGCAUCAGGUCUAUGAUUCGGUCCCUCGCGGACAGGAGGCACGCCAAGGAGGAGCCACAGACCGGCACCCUGCCCUCGCUCACGAUAACCUCGAUCGACAACCUGGUGAACGGGCUCGGCAACGGGGAGAGGGUGGCGCAGGUGGACGCGCUGACCAUCCUGGGCGCGGCGACGGUCAUGUUCAUGGAUGAGCCAAGCGUGUGCGACGUCACGGUUCCGCCCAAUGGGAAGUGCAUUGUCGUCGGUGACCUCCACGGACAGCUGGACGACCUGCUGCACCUGUUCAAGACCUUCGGGCAGCCGAGCGAGAAGCUGACGUGGAUCUUCAACGGCGACCUCGUGGACCGCGGCGACCACGCCUGCGAGAUCGUCCUGCUCAUCUUCGCCCUCAAGCUCAAGCACCCAAAGUUCGUCUUCGUCAACCGCGGCAACCACGAGGAGCCGCACAUCAACAUAUACAGCGGCUUCGAGGAGGAGUGCAUGGCGAAGUACGACCACAGGGUGUUUCAGAUGUUCCACGCCGCGUUCGUGUGGCUGCCCUACGCCUGCAUUGUCAACGGCAAGACGCUUGUGCUGCACGGCGGGCUCCCCAGGGACGAAACUGUCUCUGUGAACGACAUUCGUAAUAUCGCGAGGGGACCGGACGUUUGCAGCGAGAAACAUAACAUGGGCAACGAGGAGUGGAUUCGGGACGUGCUGUGGAGCGAUCCGCACCACGACCCGGAGUUUUUGGGAUACGAGGUUAGCUCCAGGGGCGCGGGCGUGCUCUGGGGGAAGGAUGCUACGCACAGAUUUUUGGACAAGGAGGGUCUGGCCGCGAUGGUACGAUCACAUCAGUGCGUGCAGAACGGCGUCGAGGCGGCGCACGACGGGCGUGUGUACACGGUCUUCUCCGCGUCCAACUACUGUGGCACGUCCGGAAACCUCGGCGCGGCGGUGGUUUUCUCGCAUGGCGACGAGAAACCGACACAGGUAUACCAGUGGGACCAGAGCAAACUGUCGUCGAUAGCCGGGCAGGUGAUCACCUCGCGGCAGUCCCGAGAGCAGAAGCGACUCGCCGCGGUGAGGCAGGCGGCGGAAUACAUCGUGGAAAACAAGACCGCGCUGAUGGAGUACUACAGGAGGGUGGACAGCGCGGACACCGGCGUGGUGUCCUUCUUUGAGUGGGCAAAGGGUCUCGCCGCUGUCCUGCAAGUGAGACUCGCGUGGCAGAAGCUGGUCUCUGGUCUGGUCUCGGCGGAUGACAUGGACGCGUCGUGCGACGGCGUGCGGUACGAGAGGUGGCUCCAGCGGUUCACCGUUGAGCUCAAGGGUGGGUGCAAGGAGUGGCAGGAGGAGGUGGUCGGUAAGAUAUCCGCGGCGGUGUUGCAGUCGGGGGGCGACCUCGUGAGGGCGUUCAAAGAGAUUGACACGGAUGCGAGCGGGGAGAUCUCCAACGAGGAGUUCAAGGUUGCCGUGCGCACCAGGCUUCCGUCCCUCGCGGUCCUCUCCGACGCGCAGCUGGACGCGGUGGUCAACGCGUUCGACGCGGACGGCAGCGGGCAGGUGGACGUGCACGAGUUUGCGGACAUGCUCAAGCGCCAUAUCGCACGGUCCAUACAAAAGUCGACAAAGGGCGCCGACCUGGACGUCGUGGGCCUGCAGUGGCACACGAAGGCCGAGCCCGAACAGGCCAUCGAGUGCGAGACACCGAAGACUGGGUUGGAGCGCGUGCUCGCGGACGCCGUGGCGCAGCUGUUCUUCACGCACAGGCGCGAGCUGUUUCACAUCUGGCACACGUACUUUGAUGUCGAGAAGAAGGGGUCGAUCUCGGCGGAUGAGUUUGUGCAAUCGGUGCAGGCGCUUGACACGGAGGGUGGGACGGGGAUGCUCUCCGACGGGUCCCUGCGCAGGCUCGUCGAGGUGCUCGACACGAACGGAGACGGGCGGAUAGACUUCAUGGAGUUCUCGCGCAACAUCGGGAGCCUGGUCGAGCGGGUUCACGGGAACCCCUCAAUUCAGAGAUAG
Messenger RNA from Micromonas commoda, 2220 nucleotides. Its product is annotated as calcineurin-like phosphoesterase. The transcript has 2 exons. Gene Ontology annotation, cellular component: cytosol; nucleus. The coding region runs from base 1 to 2220 and encodes 739 amino acids. NCBI's taxonomy places the organism in Eukaryota, Viridiplantae, Chlorophyta, Mamiellophyceae, Mamiellales, Mamiellaceae. Gene Ontology annotation, molecular function: protein serine/threonine phosphatase activity; calcium ion binding. The record is from RefSeq and is a predicted model, not a curated record.